UAGUGAGUUUCUGGCCUCCUUUACCAUUAGCAUGACUUGACAGUGAUCGUACUGAUAGCUACCCAUAGGACAACUGGAAGGUAUUUGAAUAGCAAAUCUUCCAUUUGCAUAGAAUUAAGUGGACCACAGUGAAAAACUGUUCAUUCAACUCUUCAAAUAAGCUUUCAAUAUUAAUUUAACUCUUCAAAAAAGCUUUUAAUACAAUAAUAUGAAUGCAACUUACACGUUGUGAAGUGGCCCAGUCACACCAGAUGUUCACAGCUUCACAUAAAAUCAUUCGUGUGUCUCCAGUAUGUGGCCCUGCACGUCUGCCCCAGGAGAGCAUGGGGAUGGUCGAACACCAAAGGUUUCGGGUUUGAGUCCCGCUGGCAUGACCCAUGUAUAAAAUGCAUGCAUGCAUGAUUGGAAGUUGCUUUGGUGAAACGUCUGCUGUAAUGGCUUAUAUAUCCAUAUGAACUAACAGAAGAGGGGCGUUGUGUUGUGUGUGGCCCUGAGCUGCUGUCCCACUAUCAGGGUAAAAGAACGAUUACGGGAGCAGAGAGCAGCUCUCAGUAUUGAACUGUAUCUCUCCAGAGAGGUGUUACUGUCGCUCCCUGCUCUCCUUAAGGUAAGGCUAUAGUUACUAGAGUAUGUCUCCCUUUGUUGUGGAAAACAAAUAGGAACCUUUAUGUACUGUUAAACUAAAUCUGUGGAUGGUGUACUUGUACGGGCUAUAGGAGGUUUAAAAAGAGGCUUCAGUAGCGGUACUCCUCCGUUGUCAUAGGAGAAGUUCUUACAUUUACAUGUUGCUGUUGUAUUGAUAAACUGUAUGUGUCGUCUUCUGCCUAGUCUUCAGGUGGUCGAAAGCGAUGGCUCUGUCAGCAGUCUACCUGUCAGGUGUGUACCUGUGGUCUCUGGCAGCCAUGUGGGGGGGACUAUGGGCUAAGCCGGAGAACCAGCCUGAGGCGGUUCUAGAGGGGCCGUUCCCUUGGUCUCACCAACGCCUCCCUACCAACAUCAGACCGGACCACUACUUUAUCCACCUGCACCCCAACUUCAGCUCAACCCCCGACUCCGACCUCUCGGCUUCUGACUCUUUAACUGGUCACGUCCUCAUCCUGGUCACAGCACUGGAUAACACCAGCCUCAUCGUCCUCAACAGCAAAGGCCUGACCAUAAAAGAAGCUACGCUAACGGACCUCACCUUGAGUGUAGCUGUCCAGAGUGACCUCAUACAGAGACCGCCCAGUGCAGACAAACAGAAGCGGAUACUGCUCCAUUCAGCCACCAGCAGACAGCAGGACGGAGACCAGCCCAGGGCUGCCUUUAAACCAGUGUCUCUCCGUGUGCUGGGCUCUCCCUCCUCGGAGCAGCUAGCUCUGCUGUCGGACAAGCCCCUGAUAGCAGGGAGGAAGUACCAGCUCUCUGUCUCCUACUCUGGUUCCUUCUCUCGCAGCUACUCUGGCCUAUACAAGGCUUCCUAUCAGACCCCUGACGGAGACACCAGAACAAUUGCGGUGACUAACUUUGAGCCGAGCUCAGCUCGCCAGGUGUUCCCAUGUUUUGAUGAGCCCAGUAUGAAGGCUGUGUUCUCCCUAGUGGUGGUCAGGCGCUCCCAACACAUCUCUCUCUCCAACAUGCCACAGCGGUUUAGUAAACACCUAGAAGAGGACCUGGUUGAGGACCACUACCAGACCAGCAUUAGGAUGAGCAGCUACCUUCUGGCGUUUGUUGUUGGAGACUUCAGUGUGAACUCAGCAAAGACCAAGAGAGGGGUCAAGGUAUCUGUUUUCGCUGCCAGUCAUCAGAUAAACCAAACAGAUCAUGCCCUCCUGGAAGCAGUGAAAACCCUGGACUUCUAUGAGGAGUACCUUCAGAUCAUCUACCCUCUACCUAAACUAGACUUGGUGGCGCUGCCGGAUUUUGAGAGUGGGGCAAUGGAGAACUGGGGCUUGGUAACCUUCAGGGAGACUUCUCUACUGAUUGGUCAGUUUGACAGCCUGAGGGGUCAACUAUGGGUCAGCCUUGUCACUGCGCAUGAACUGGCACACCAGUGGUUUGGGAACCUGGUGACCAUGGUGUGGUGGAGCGACCUGUGGUUGAACGAGGGAUUUGCCUCCUAUCUGGAAUACACUGCUGUUAGACACCUGCAGCCGGACUGGGGACUGGAAGACCAGCAUCUCCUAAUGAACGUUUUUCCAGCUCUGGAGAAAGACUCCCUGCUGACCUCUCAUCCUGUGUCUCGACCUGUCAGCUGCUCCACUAAGAUCAGAGAGAUGUUCAGUGAUAUUUCUUACCACAAGGGAGCCAGUAUUCUGGGAAUGCUUCACUCCUUCCUGUCUGAUGAUGUGUUCAUUGGUGGAAUCAGAAAGUAUCUGAGUGAACAUCGCUACAACAACACUCAGCCUGAUGACCUGUGGAAGGCUAUGUCAGAGAAAGCCAAAAACAGCAAGGAGCCAAGAGCUGGAAUACUGGAUGUGAAAAGCCUGAUGGACUCAUGGAUAAUUCAGAGGGGGUAUCCGGUGGUGUCCAUCUCCAUUCAGGGGAGACAGAUACAUAUGAGACAGGACCUAUUCAGCAUCCUCCCUCAGAACAACACAGAAGCCCAGACACUGUGGCAGAUACCUUUGACUUUCUACACCAGCUCCGUCUCCUCUGUCGCUUUUCAUCUGAUGAAGAGCAAAGAAGAGGUGCUGGCUCUCUCAGAGGAGGUGUCGUGGAUCAAAGCCAAUGUCAACUCCCAAGGUUUCUACAGAGUCAACUAUGAUGGGGACACUCUGAGAGCCCUGGUCACUGAGCUGCAGGCCGGGGAGGAGGGCGCCCAGGGAGGGGCUGCUGGCUUC
Molecule: messenger RNA, 2822 nt
Organism: Esox lucius (northern pike)
Lineage: Eukaryota; Metazoa; Chordata; Actinopteri; Esociformes; Esocidae
Product: endoplasmic reticulum aminopeptidase 1
Exons: 11
Biological process (GO): peptide catabolic process; proteolysis
Cellular component (GO): cytoplasm
Molecular function (GO): peptide binding; metalloaminopeptidase activity; zinc ion binding
Source: RefSeq, a predicted model, not a curated record